This is a messenger RNA of Gadus morhua (Atlantic cod), 2864 nucleotides long. It is a transcript of the gene cog6, whose product is annotated as component of oligomeric golgi complex 6. The transcript has 19 exons. Gene Ontology annotation, biological process: intra-Golgi vesicle-mediated transport. The record is from RefSeq and is a predicted model, not a curated record. Lineage: Eukaryota; Metazoa; Chordata; Actinopteri; Gadiformes; Gadidae. Gene Ontology annotation, cellular component: COG complex. The coding region runs from base 92 to 2038 and encodes 648 amino acids.
CGGAACGUAAUUCCUGCCGCGCGCGGUCGUUUCCAGGAAGUCGACGUGGAGGUGUGUGUUUUGGUUGUGUUUUGGUCUUCUUUCCUUUACAAUGUCCGAAAACAAGGUGGAAAUGUCGGCCGAGAUUGUCCAGAACGCAAAUGUACAACCGCAACAAAACAACCCGCUGUCCAGGAAGCUGAAUAAGAUCCUGGAGACACGGCUGGACAAUGACAAGGAGAUGCUGGAGGCGUUGAAAGCGCUGUCUGUCUUUUUCACGGAGAACAGUUUACGCACAAGGAGAAACCUCAGGGGGGACAUCGAAAGGCGAAGCCUGUCCAUCAACGAAGAGUUUGCAAGGAUAUUUAAAGAUGUCAAAGAGGAGCUGGAGAGUGUUAAUGAGGACGUCCACGCGAUGAGCACCUGUUGUGAAGAGAUGACCAGCAGGCUCAAGGCAGCUAAAGAGCAGACCCAGGACCUGAUAGUAAAGACAAACAAACUCCAGGGGGAAAACCAUCGUCUGGAGGUGAGGGCGCAGGUGGCCCAGGCCUUCCUGACCAAGUUCCAGCUGAGCGGGCAGGAGAUGGCUGCCCUGCGUGGGGCCAGGGACAGCCCCAUCACAGAGGAGUUCUUCCGAGCUCUGACCCGUGUGAAGCAGAUCCACGAGGACGUCAAGGUUCUAUUGAGGACCAAUCAGCAAACUGCAGGGCUGGAGAUCAUGGAGCAGAUGGCAGUGUUACAGGAGACGUCCUACGAGCAGCUCUACCGCUGGGCACAGAAUGAGUGCAGAGGGCUGACUCAGGAGAGCUGUGACAUCAGUCCUGUACUAAGCCAGGCCAUGGAGGCUCUACAAGACAGACCUGUGCUCUACAAGUACACCCUCGAUGAGUUUGGGACGGCCCGCAGGGCUGCGGUGGUACGGGGGUUCAUCGAUGCCCUCACGCGGGGAGGUCCAGGGGGCACUCCGCGCCCCAUCGAGAUGCACUCCCACGACCCCAUGAGGUAUGUGGGAGACAUGCUUGCCUGGCUGCACCAGGCCACCGCCUCUGAGAAGGAGCAUCUGGACGCCCUCCUGAAGCAGGUUACUGUGCGAGGCGUGGAGGAGAACAUGCAGGAGGUGGUGGGGCACAUCACCGAAGGGGUCUGCCGCCCGCUAAAGGUGAGGAUCGAGCAGGUGAUUGUAGCGGAGCCUGGAGCUGUCCUGCUCUACAAAGUCUCCAACCUCCUUAAGUUCUACCACCACACCAUCAGUGCCAUUAUAGGAACCUCGGUGGCCACUCUGCUCAUCACCAUCGAAGACAUGAACGUCCUCAGUAAGAAGAUGUUCUUCAACAGCUUGAGUCUCCACGCCAGCAGACUCAUGGACAAGGUGGAGCUCCCCCCUCCCGACCUGGGCCCCACCUCCUCCCUCACCCAGACACUGGCCCUGCUGCGGGAGGUGCUGGCCUCCCACGACUCCUCCGUGGUGCCCCUGGACGCACGGCAGGCAGACUUCGCUCAGGUGCUGUCCUGUAUCCUGGACCCCCUGCUCCAGCUGUGCACCGUGUCCGCCAGUAACCUGGGCACGGCAGACAUGGCCACCUACAUGGUGAACUCCCUGUACGUCAUGAAGACCACGCUGGCCCUCUUUGAGUUCACAGACAAGAGGCUGGAGAUGCUGGAGUUCCAGAUCGAGGCUCAUCUGGACACCCUGAUCAACGAGCAGGCGUCCUUUGUGCUGAUCAGAGCCGGACUCAGCUACAUCUAUAGCUGUGUCCAGCAGCACAGCACACAGCAGGGUCCCCUCUCCACGCUCCCCGGCAUGGACACCUCUUCGCUGAAGGCAGCCAUGGUCCAGUUCGACCGCUACCUAUCGUCACCUGACGCCCUGGUGAUGCCGCAGCUCAACUUCCUGCUCAGUGCCGCCAUCAAGGACCAGAUCUUUCGCCAGUCCACUGAGCUGGUGUGUCGGGCCUACGGGGAGGUCCACUUGGCCGUCAGCAGCCCCACCAACACCUACCAGGACCUGGAGAACCUGGUGCCUCGGUCUCCCCAGCAGGUCCAGACGCUGCUCUCCUGAGAACCACCUCCACCUCCACCCAGCAGGUCCAGACGCUGCUCUCCUUAGAACCCUCUCCGCCAUCUCCUUCUCCUCAGCCUCCUCCAAACACUUCUUCCUCCUCCUCCUCCUCCUCCUCCUCCUCCCAACAGAUUGUCCUGGAACCCCUGUUCUCCACCUCCUCCUCCACAACCACAUCCCCCCUCACAUCCUCCACCUAAUGCAACCCCCGCCUACUAUAACUUCCCCUUCAUCCCCUCCGUCACCACUACCUCCUCCCCCUCUUCCUCCUCCACUACCACCUGUAGACCUGCUACAAUACACACGCCUGGACUGACGCCCUCAACUGCCACACCUGUGUAUGUUUUUUACCAUAUUAAAGUGUGUACAGCUGUACAUAAUACAAAAUAUCAGAGUCAUUGAUAUAUAGACUUCUGAUCAAGGCUCUGGGAUCUAUAUGGGAAGAAAACUCGUGCUGUGGAGUUGAAAUCCUACCGUGUUUUUGCUCCCCCUAUCCACUAUUGGCACUCAGGUGCAGCUCAUUAGCAAAUCCGAUGGGUUGACAUGAAAACCUGCAAUGGAAUUUUGAUAAUGUGGAUCUGGAAUUUCUAGGAUCAUGUUGUAUUUAUUGGUUGGUGGUUUCCGUUCUGCCGAGUCUGAGAACAACUGUCUAAGAACUGUCAGAGGUGUGUGUUUUUCCUUUAGUAUCAUACGUCAUUUUUGUCUUUAACUACACCAUGGGCCUCUAUCUUACUUCUUCUCUCUUCAUUAUGCUACUACACAUGAAAUAGGAAAAGCCUUUCCAAUCAUAAAAAUACAAUAAAAAUAAAACAUUUGCUUACCAUCA